Molecule: messenger RNA, 1495 nt
Organism: Drosophila takahashii
Lineage: Eukaryota; Metazoa; Arthropoda; Insecta; Diptera; Drosophilidae
Product: arrestin domain-containing protein 3-like
Biological process (GO): protein transport
Cellular component (GO): cytoplasm
Source: RefSeq, a predicted model, not a curated record
AUGCCUUCAAACUGCAUCUUUGAGUUUGAUCGCCCCGAACCAAUUUACUAUAGUGGAGAAACGAUCAAUGGGCGGGCUGUUCUGACAACAACAUCCGAAAAGACGGUAAACGAGGUGUACAUUCUCUUCGAGGGCGAGGCCAAGGUUCGGUGGACCGAGAGCAGAACAAGGUCCCGAAACGGAAAGACGGAACACUACACGGAGUACUUCCGGGGCACGCAAACGUACCUAAACACCCGGACCUGUGUUUUCGGGUCCGGAAAUCUUCCAGCUGGAACGCACACCUACAACUUCUGCAUCCCCCUGCCCCUGGAAUGUCCCUCCUCAGUGGUUGGGCAGUACGGGAAGAUCUGCUACGAGGUCUCCGUUCACAUCGAUCGACAGUGGCGCUUCAAUAACGUCUAUAAGCAGCCGCUGACGGUGCUGCAGACCUACAACCUCAACAUGAGUCCUCAAUUGCUGAUGCCCCUAGUGCGCGAGGACAUCAAACACUUCUGCUGUUGGCCCUGCAGCUCGGGUCCGGUUCUCUCGACCCUUACAAUACCCUUCGGCGGCUACGCUCCUGGCCAGAAGAUUCGCUUCACCCUGGAAAUCGACAAUCAAUCAAGUGGCUAUGACCUGGACGGCAUCGAAGUGAAGCUGAAGCAGAUCUACAAGUUCCAGGCCCAAACCCCACAUCAUAAAAUACGUGAGAAGGACUACACUCUGCAUAAGAGUUGCCAGCAGGAGCGGGUGCUGCGGCUCACGAAGAGGAUAAUCGAAGGCACACUGGCUAUUCCGGCGGUGCCGCCCUCCUCACGCAUCGAUGGCAUCAUAUCGGUUAACUAUCAAGUGAUUCUGACAAUCAGUACCGGAGAAUGCCACGUGGAUUCGGACUUCGAGGUCCCCAUUGUGAUUGGUACUAUUCCAUUGAUUCAGAGCGCAGAGAAUCCUUCGCAUGCCGCAGAAUGGAUACCCGAAACACCCAAUACUCCGGCGGGAGCUGCCGCAGAUCUGCCCCCCAGCUACGACAAGUGCAAACCACCAACUUUCGAGGAGGCUACCAAUUUCGGCGAAAAGUUCAUCGACACCGAUGUGGACGAGCACAAUCGCACGGACGACUUUAUUCCGCGCUACCCGAUGUACACCAACUUUGCCAUGCCAUCGGCGCCACCACCACCCACUGAGGAAUCGGAUUCCCCUUACCUGCAAUCCGUUCCUGUUCUUUCGCUACCUCACAAUGCUACUGCCCCAGUGAUUGGUGGCAGCUCCACUGAUCGCCCAACGAUCACUUAUGGCUGGAACUCCAACUCAUAGACAGGAACAAGUACCUCAGACGUAAUCUCAUCGACGGAUUGUACAUUGUCCUAUAAACUAAUGGAUAUUAUUUUCUUACUCACAUAUGCUAUUUUGUGCGUCUAGCUUUUACUUUCGUUAUCUUUAUGUUGCAGCGCCAUACCUCAGGAAUAUAAAAUAUUAUAAGUAACUGCAACGACACUCAAUAUUAAGAGAAUCU